AUGCCACAAGCACAAAUUCGAAAGACACAACGAAACCCGAAAGUAUGGGUUGCUGCAUUGAUAGCAGCAUCCAUAGUGACUAUCUCAUACAAAAUGUAUUCCAGCUACAUUGGAGAGGAGACUGUCGAAGAUAAGAGAAACGAAAAAGAAGGGGCCGAGGAGAAGUUGAGAAUUGCUAAAAAAUACACCAAGAAGUCGAUUGCGUUGACGUUAUCGCACUCGGUGCUUAGCUCGCAAUUGCCCUUGAACGAGAUUUUGCUCAAUUCAGAGAAUGUUACAUUCAUAUUACCGCCAAAUUUGUCGAUGGAUGAUUUGGUUUGCAAUAUCGGCAAUGCAGACGAGGUAGAGAAGUACAACUUACCUAAGACAUUGUUGAACAAUUACAAAUUGCUCCAUUGUAGUAAUAUCGAUGGGUAUUUCAACAUAUUGAAGAACUUAAAGCCGGACACUUUACUUGUAUGUUCGGACGAUUUAGGAAUAGCGGACAGUUUACCAAGGGACUUACACAGGUUUGUAAAGGAGGUCAUUAACAUCGAUCAGAAUAAGGAAGAUAUUUACAAGAAAUUGUCGUCGAUCUUCAUCAAAUAG
Messenger RNA from Debaryomyces fabryi, 588 nucleotides. It is a transcript of the gene PEX22, whose product is annotated as Pex22p. The transcript has a single exon. NCBI's taxonomy places the organism in Eukaryota, Fungi, Ascomycota, Pichiomycetes, Serinales, Debaryomycetaceae. Bases 1 to 588 code for a protein of 195 amino acids. The record is from RefSeq and is a predicted model, not a curated record.